GUGAGCCGCGCUCAUUCUUAGGCGAGGCAUCGCACAGUACGGUUCUAUACGUGGCUUCAAGUAUCUCGCUAUCAUAAGAAGCGAUCGUUCGCGAAACAGGCAGCUAGAUAGAGAUAGAAGAGAACCAGGAUAGAGAAGGGGAAGAGGAAAAGAGAGAGAGAGAGAGAGCAAGAGCGAGAGCAGUGCUUAUUAUUAUACCUCUUUAGUGGCUUGGUGAAAGAGACACGAGUGCGGUCGAAGAGAAGAGAAUCAUGGCUGACAGUGGUAUCAAGCGUAAUAUUCCCAUCAAGCUCGGUGACUUCAGCGUGAUCGACACCGAGUUUUCGAACAUACGGGAACGGUUCGACGCCGAGAUGAGAAAGAUGGAGGACGAGAUGUCACGGUUCCGUAGCGAGCUAAUGAACCGUGAAAGCAACAACUUCUUUAAGAGCACCACCAGUCGACAUCACACGAGCUCCAGCGAACACCGUACGUCGACUACCUCGAAGACCGAAGGUUGGGACAAGGUCGACCCUGCAGCACCGCCAAAGCGGUCCGCAUUCGACAGCUUCAAAAGGUGACGCCACUGUAAAACAAAAACCAAA
Molecule: messenger RNA, 584 nt
Organism: Nomia melanderi (Alkali bee)
Lineage: Eukaryota; Metazoa; Arthropoda; Insecta; Hymenoptera; Halictidae
Source: RefSeq, a predicted model, not a curated record